AUGUCUGGUGCAAGCGGAAGUGGUAAGCCUAAUAUGGAUGAAAUUAUGAAGAAGUGGGAGAGUUUGAAGUGUGAAUGGUACAAUAACAAACCGAUGGCUAAUCUUAUUCUUUUGUGGAAUAAAAUAAAGGCUGAUUGGGAGAGAAUCACACCAAAGCUCUGUGCAAAUGAAUCAUUCCAGAACAGGCUUAACCUGGAACGUAGUUGUGGAGAUUAUUCAACCUCGUUCGACAAGGUUGUGCAGCAAGUAAUCGUCGAACAAAGUCAGCUACGUGAUGAAUUCGACAAGUUGAAGAUUGAUCUUCUUGGAUUGAGUGGUCUUUUGCCCGACUGCCCUAUAGUGAUCUCCGACAGUGAUGAUGAUGAGAUAUUUAGAGAAAUUGAAGAGUACUGUGAUGACGAUGAUGAUGAUGACGACGACGAUGAUUACGAUGAUGAGGGUGAUGAUGAUAAUGGUGGUGAUUGUUAG
Nicotiana attenuata is the source of this 468-nucleotide messenger RNA. RefSeq names its product mitochondrial distribution and morphology protein 12-like. The coding region runs from base 1 to 468 and encodes 155 amino acids. The transcript has 2 exons. The record is from RefSeq and is a predicted model, not a curated record. Lineage: Eukaryota; Viridiplantae; Streptophyta; Magnoliopsida; Solanales; Solanaceae.